GUGCAGCCUCGGUAUCGCUCGCCAUCAGACAACGGGAGUCACCGGCGCUGCACACACUGUUUCUUACCCGACGAAUAAACGUAAAACCGUUCGGUGAAACGCUGCCUUUAGGAGCGUGGUGUCAGUGAAAAGACAUGGGGGACCGAGUAGCUUUACUGCUGCUGGCUGUAGCGGCUUCGGCUCUGGCUGCCGAGGUGCCUACAGAUGUUUCAAUGGGUCUGUUGGCAGAGCCCCAGGUGGCCAUGUUUUGCGGAAAACUCAACAUGCACAUCAACGUGCAGAGCGGCAAGUGGGAGGCAGACCCCUCAGGCACCAAGAGCUGCAUCGGCACCAAGGAGGGCAUCCUGCAGUACUGCCAGGAGGUGUACCCAGAACUCCAGAUUACCAAUGUGGUGGAGGCUAACCAGCCAGUCAGCAUCCAGAACUGGUGCAAGAAGGGGCGCAGGCAGUGUCGCAGUCACAUUGUGGUGCCCUACCGCUGCCUGGUGGGAGAGUUUGUGAGUGACGCCCUGCUCGUCCCUGACAAGUGCAAGUUCCUGCACCAGGAGCGCAUGGACCAGUGUGAGAGCCACCUGCACUGGCACACUGUUGCCAAGGAGUCCUGCGGAGACCGCACCAUGAAUCUCCACGACUACGGGAUGCUGUUGCCGUGCGGCAUCGACCGCUUCCGAGGAGUGGAGUUUGUGUGCUGUCCCGCGGAGGCUGAGCGUGACGCCGACAGCACCGAGCAGGAUGCUGAUGAUUCCGAUGUCUGGUGGGGUGGAGCGGAGACUGACUACUCUGACAACAGCAUGGUGCGGGAGCCAGAGCCAGCGGAGCAGCAAGAGGAAACCAGGCCAUCUGUGGUAGAGGAGGAGGAGGAAGAGGAGGAGGUGGCCGAGGAGGAGGAAGAGGAGGAGGACGUACUGGACAACGACCAGGACGGGGACGGAGAGGAGGACGAAGAGGUGGCGGAGGAGGAGGAGGAGGACGAGGAGGAGGAGGAGGAGGAGGGAGACGACGACAUUGUCGAAACGCUGGACGACGGCAAUGACGCCGACGAGCCCACCACCAACGUUGCCAUGACGACAACCACCACCACCACCACCGAGUCUGUGGAAGAGGUUGUCAAGGAUGUGUGCUGGGCCAAUGCAGAGACCGGUCCAUGCCGGGCCAUGCUGCCCCGCUGGUACUUUGACCAACAGGAAGGCCGUUGUGCUCAGUUUAUCUACGGCGGCUGCGGAGGCAACAGAAAUAACUUUGAGUCAGAGGAGUACUGCCUGUCUGUCUGCAGCAGCGUCAUACCCACAGCCACACCCAGCUCCCCCGACGCUGUGGACCACUACCUGGAGACGCCCGCUGAUGAAAACGAACACGGCCACUUCCAGAAGGCCAAAGAGAGCUUGGAGUCCAAGCACCGCGAGAGGAUGUCCCAGGUGAUGAGAGAGUGGGAGGAGGCUGAGAGGGAAGCUAAGAACCUGCCACGUGCUGACAAGAAGGCUGUCAUCCAGCGUUUCCAGGAGAAGGUUGAGGCGCUGGAGCAGGAGGCGGCUAGCGAGCGGCAGCAGCUGGUGGAGACCCACAUGGCCCGGGUGGAGGCGCUGCUCAACGACCGCCGCCGCCUGGCUCUGGAGAGCUACCUGACAGCGCUGCAGCAGGACCCACCCAGGCCUCGCCAUGUCUUCAGCCUGCUGAAGAAGUACGUGCGCGCUGAGCAGAAAGACAGGCAGCACACCCUCAAACACUUUGAACACGUCCGCAUGGUGGACCCCAAGAAGGCUGCGCAGAUCAGACCUCAGGUACUGACCCACCUGCGUGUCAUUGAGGAGCGUAUGAACCAGUCCCUGGGACUUCUCUACAAAGUGCCCGGUGUGGCAGACGACAUCCAGGACCAAGUUGAGCUUCUUCAGCGAGAGCAGGCAGAUAUGGCCCAGCAGCUGGCCAACCUGCAGACGGACGUGAGGAUGAGCUACGGCAACGACGCCCUGAUGCCCGACCAGGAACUGGGAGACGGCCAGACUGACCUGUUGCCCCAGGAAGACACACUGGGCCUCGGGGGAGUCGGCUUCAUCCACCCCGAGAGCUUCAACCAGCCCAACACUGAGAACCAGGUUGAGCCAGUGGACUCUCGCCCCAAUCUUGACAGAGGAAUUCCCACACGGCCAGUGACUGGAAUGAAGAUGGAAGCUAUUCCUGCGCUGCGAAUGGAGACGGAGGACAGGCAGAGCACUGAAUAUGAAGUUCACCACCAGAAACUGGUCUUCUUCGCAGAGGAUGUGGGCUCCAACAAGGGUGCCAUCAUCGGCCUGAUGGUUGGCGGUGUCGUCAUAGCGACCGUGAUCGUCAUCACCUUGGUGAUGCUGAGGAAGAAGCAGUACACCUCCAUCCACCACGGAGUCAUCGAGGUGGACGCCGCCGUCACCCCUGAAGAGCGCCACCUGUCCAAGAUGCAGCAGAACGGUUAUGAGAACCCAACCUACAAGUUCUUUGAGCAGAUGCAGAACUGAAGAGAAUGUCACAUGUACAUCACACACACACACAUACACACACCUCCUUUCACACAUCAAGCACCUCCCCUCCCCUUCCUCCCACCCCCUCUACCCAGACAAGUCCCACGCCUCCCAGAGGGAGUGUGGCUUACAUCAACGCGUGACUGAAAUAGUCAGUUACAAGCAUACGGGAGCGACGGCAGCCAGGGUUUGCUUUCACGUUUGACUGUGCGGGAGCUGCGGCCGAGCCAGUUUGCACCAAGUUCGUUCACUUUAUCAGGGCAAAGACGCCUUUUUUAAGUUAAAGAAGGGCAUUUUUUCAAUGUUGCUCCAUCUGGGCCUGCUGAUGUAUGGGGUGGGGGGAAAGGCCCCGCCCAGUACAUUGAAACAAACCCACUCCUUGGGGGAAAGAAGCGCGUUCUCUCCACACUGAUUCAGGGCCAGUGUAUAGUUGGGGUAUUUUGGCUUGGGAUGGUGUGUUUGUGUGUGUGUGUAGGCAAAUCUGACCACUGAUCAGCAGGAUUUUAGGCGCACACUGACCUGGGCCUCAUUUACAAAUAUCAGUUGCAUACAGAAUCAUCAUAAUCAUUAACAUGGACAUGUUGAUUUGUUUCUAUCAUAUUCUUUGUAACGAUUCUAAAAUGAAAUAUAGGUUUAAUAAAGCAACUUGAUUUUUAUAAAUGAAGCCCAGUGUUUUUUCCCCACGAACUGCACCACUACUGCACUCACUCUACAGUCUACACUGGAGUAAAUGUGAGCCUCCUCUCCCUCCCCUCCUUCUCCUCCACCCCUCCCUCCAUCCUCUUUUCUUUGCGCAUUCUUACGACAGCUGGGCUGUGCUAAGUCACACAAGGCUCUUAAAGAUAUUUGGAGAUGCUGAUGAUAAUGAACAUGUUGACGACGGUGGCGAUUAUGUAUUCUGAAUGAGCUGUUUUUCUUUUUAGAGUUUUUCUUUUUCAUUUUCCAGUUUUGUUUUUCAAAAAAUAAAUGAAAACGGAGGAAAAAAAAACAGAAGUCAACAAAUGUAAAGUCCUUUUUUUAAAUUGCGUGUAAUGUUACUGAAGUAAUGCUGAAGUCUUAGCUGUUCCUAUGUAGUGCAUGACAACAAUGACAACACGAUUUGGAAAAACAAACUCAGACAAACAAAAAAAGGUCUUAACGCUGCUCUUUCUCGAGAUCCUUUCUCACGUAUAGAUUGUCAUUCUAGCAAGAUUGUACAUUUAGUAUCUUCUCGUGAUCACGUGAAUUCAAACAAUGAUGAAAAAUAUAUAUAUAAAUCUAGAUGACCGGGCUCUGCUUUGAUAUCAUGUAAAAUACACAUUUAAAAGAGAUCUGUGAUUUUGGAAUUUAAGUGUGUUCCUCAUAUCUUUUUUUUUUUUUUUUUUUUUUUUUUUUCUCAAUUUCUUUUUUAAACCAUGCUAUGUUCCUGAAGCGACAGGAGAGUGGCUGGCUUCAUCUCUGUUGGUAUAUAAUUCUCAGUCACUGAAAUAUAUUGUGUUGAAAUUCCUUACGCGUAGGGAGGGGCUCUCAGAAAUCAUCCUCUUUAAUUUGUGCUUUUUUGUUCACUCCAUGUGACCGUGUUUUUUUGAAAAGGGCAUGUUGUGGGUGUGAAGGUUACAGGGAGCAGGAAGGGGAGCGGGAAAAUAGGCGGAAUCCGGCAUGGGGGGGAUAGGCUAUAUCUUGCGUGUAUGUGUUUUGUCAUUUUCAGUCUGGUGUUUCGUCCAGUUGUAAGCAGACGCCGUCUCUUAUUUGGUUUUGUAAUCAUUUUGUGUCUGCUGAUAGAACAGGUGGAGUGCUGAGAGGUGGAGGAGGAGGAGGUAGAGAGGAAAUGACUUCAGUUCCGGAUGGCUAGCCAGCCAGGGAAGCAGUCUGUGUAUAUAUAAUGGAUUUUCACCCCCACCCCAGCACUUGCCUUCCCCUCCCUCCUUCGCCUUCCUCUCCCCUCAGGCAUGCUGCUCACCUCUCUGCCAUCAACGCACACUUGACUCCUCAGAGGCAGAGCACUGUAGUCUGUAUAUAGAUGAUAGAGGCGUACACCAUUGAGAGAGCUGAGAGCGAGUCGGGGGUUGGGGGUUGAAAGCAUUAGUCCAAGGGAAGUUCUAGCAAAAAAAACAGUGUGACCUCUCACUCUGUUAUUCAAUCUAGCGGCGAGUAACAUCUGUGAGGAAAUGGUGAAUGACAUGUAUGUAUGGAGGCUGCAGUGGGGUGGGGUUCAGAGGGUGCUCAUUAGAAGCCCAACAGAGGGCAGUAGAGUAGAAGAGGAAGCAGGAUUUUCUUUCUAUCUUUUUGUUUUUCUGUGGAUUAUAUAUUGUUUUUUGUUUUCCACUGUGUAAUAUUGUGCAGGCCAUUUGCAUUGACUGGGAAAACGCUUUCUACACUGUAUUCCAUAAUAAAGUUUUGAAUGUACAUACA
This is a messenger RNA of Micropterus salmoides (largemouth bass), 4880 nucleotides long. It is a transcript of the gene appa, whose product is annotated as amyloid beta (A4) precursor protein a. The record is from RefSeq and is a predicted model, not a curated record. Gene Ontology annotation, molecular function: signaling receptor activator activity; serine-type endopeptidase inhibitor activity; signaling receptor binding. Gene Ontology annotation, cellular component: Golgi apparatus; cell surface; early endosome. Gene Ontology annotation, biological process: axonogenesis; central nervous system development. The coding region runs from base 135 to 2486 and encodes 783 amino acids. The transcript has 17 exons. NCBI's taxonomy places the organism in Eukaryota, Metazoa, Chordata, Actinopteri, Centrarchiformes, Centrarchidae.